Molecule: messenger RNA, 446 nt
Organism: Perca fluviatilis (European perch)
Lineage: Eukaryota; Metazoa; Chordata; Actinopteri; Perciformes; Percidae
Product: deoxyribonuclease-1-like 1
Exons: 5
Coding region: 16-366 (116 amino acids)
Biological process (GO): DNA catabolic process
Cellular component (GO): nucleus
Molecular function (GO): DNA nuclease activity
Source: RefSeq, a predicted model, not a curated record
UGUGGCGGACGCCUCAUGGUGACAUUAAGAUUCUUGGCAACAGGUGAAACCUUCCAGAGCCUUUAUUCAACAAUCCGUGCUAUUAUUCCUGAAACCUGUGUUGCUAUUCAUCAAGUUCUCUGUGAAAAGUAUCUCAAGAAUGUGAUGCUUCUCGGGGACUUCAACGCCGACUGCGGCUACCUUGCUAAGAAGAACAAGAAGAAUGUGCGUCUGAUUACGGAGAAGAACCUCACUUGGCUCAUUCCGGAAGAUUCUGACACCACUGUGCGAUUGUCCACCUCCUGCACCUAUGACAGAUGGUGUUCCUGUUUUGGAUUUGACGUCUCUCUUCCUCCCAAAUCUGAGAGAGAUGUCUUCAGCCCAUAGAAACUGAGAUCCUGCCGUAUACAAUGAUGUUAAGAAAACAUUUGACAGUUGCACCAUUGCUGAUACUUAUGAUGAGUGUC